Molecule: messenger RNA, 2581 nt
Organism: Zonotrichia albicollis (white-throated sparrow)
Lineage: Eukaryota; Metazoa; Chordata; Aves; Passeriformes; Passerellidae
Source: RefSeq, a predicted model, not a curated record
AUCCUUGUAAACGUGGGCAAUUUUUUCACACUGGAGUCUGUCUUUGUAUCACCACGGAAAGGAAUUUACAGUUUCAAUUUCCACGUAAUUAAAGUCUACCAGAGUCAAACAAUUCAGGUGAACCUGAUGCUGAACGGGAAGCCAGUGAUCUCUGCCUUCGCUGGGGACAAGGACGUCACCCGUGAGGCCGCCACCAACGGGGUCCUGCUCUACCUGGACAAGGAGGACAAGGUUUACCUGAAGCUGGAGAAGGGCAAUCUGGUUGGUGGGUGGCAGUACUCGACGUUCUCUGGCUUCCUGGUCUUCCCCCUGUAAAGUCCAUGUUCCCGUGGCGUUGGUCCAGGUGUGGACUCCUCCUUGUUCCAUGAAGAUCCUUCCUGUCAUCAUGGAGUGAUGGUUCUUUAUUGCUUCCUCCUGGGUGGUUUUGGAUUCGCUCCAUGGAUUCCAGCCCCAUCUGAACUGCUCAGAAGUUCCACAGAGUUUUGUGUGUCCAAACACGAUAUCUUUGGCCUGAGACUAAAGCAGACAAUAAAUAUCAACGCUUAAGGUUUCAGCCUAGAGCUGCCUGCAAGAUUUACUCCAAUUUCCCUUCCUGGAUUCGGGGAAGAAAUGGAUUUUCUUUAACUGUGAAAAGACUGGCGCCGAGUCUUUCAUGCAGGAGGGUUUGAGCUCAGACUUCAAGCGAGAGUUAGCGCGCUGCUGCCAAAGAGCUGUGUUGAUGUGUUGGCCGUGUUUGUGUCCUGGGCUGCACUGCCAUCGCCAUUCCCCCGUCCUAGAGAGGUCAUUCCUGCUGCUGAGGGCCGGCUCGAGCUCUCCUCUCUGUGUUGUGUGUUGGAUGGUUCACCCAAAUAUUUAACUCAGUCCCAGCCAAGUCCGGGCUCCAGGGCUCUGAGGGGUCGUGGAUGUGCUUUGGUUGGGUUUGGAAGGGAUUCCUCUUUCCCACUGAUUCCUAAAAGGAAAAGCAGAUUCCAACCAUUGGUGGGCACGCAGGCACGGCUUUGCUGAACAGCUCUGCCCUGCAGGACGCCUCACACUUGUUCUUCAGUUUUAAUUAACUUGAUUGAUAAUUACUGCUUUAUUGAGCUCCCGAGGGAUUCCUUCCUUAGACACAACCACUUUGUCAGCUGGAGAUGAGAUCCCCCUUGUUCGUAUUUCUGUGUAUUUUCCAGCCCUUCUGUUGUGUUGAAGGUCUUAUCUGGUUUUGCCUUAACUCCACAGGUGUAUAAAAUAUUAGAUUAUAUGUUUAACAAACAUAAAAGGCAAAUAACUGGUACCUAACUUGGUGCAAAACCUUCCCAGAUUUUUGUACAGGUCAUGUGAAUUCAUAAACUUAUUUAUUGUCAUAUUGUUCCAUAAUAAAGAUUAAUAUAUGUUAGCUGAAUUUUUGACAUUUGGAUUUUGGGAGGAUUUUCGCUUCAUACUAUUUUUUUAUUGGAUAUAAUUAUUAUAUGCAAAAUGGAAGCUUUUGGGAUUCACAGAAAAUAUCCCGGGAGGCAGAAAAGCUGCCAUGAGUUAGUUAGUAAUCAGAGUGAUCUAGAAAUAACUAUGCAUUUCAUUUAAAAAUAGAAUUUAGGCAGAAAUCCUGGCCUCACUGAAGAUGGUGUUGAGAAUCACAUUGAUUCCAAUGGAUUUUGGAUGAAACCUCUGCUUUAGGUUCUGCCAUCAGCAUCAAACUCCAGUGCCAUCAGGUUGAUAUAUUCAAUAUUCAAUAUUCAAUAUUCAAUAUUCAAUAUUCAAUAUUCAAUAUUCAAUAUUCAAUAUAAUGAUUUUCACAUGAGCUGCUAACGAAACCUUCAUCCCUCGUGCCCCAAAUCACUGAAUUGAUGGAUCUUUGUGCCUUGCAUAUCAUGAAGGAUGUGGUUCUAAAUUAAAUAUUUCUGUUUGUUUGAAAAUGCUUGUGGGUGGAAGCAUCUGCAGCAACCUGGGAGCUUCCUGAAAGCCACUUUGGGCUGGGAUUUGCUGCUUUUGGGAUCUCUUUCCAACUCCUUCCCCUGCUGGCAGAGUGCAGUGUGUCCUGUUGGUAUUGCACUGAUUGGAAAUCUGAUUUAUGGGUGCUGUUUGUGAAGAUAUCAGGGAAUUGGUGGCACAGCUUUGUGCCCAAAUUCCUGAUUUCUUCACCCACCCCACAGGAGAUUUUGGGCUGUUUCAGGAGGGUUGGUGGGCACUUUGCGCUCCUGUAAAUCAGAUAGAAGGUGAUUUUUUACACAAAAUUUUGUUGCUGUACUGACCACUGCAGCUGGGGAAGAAGUGGAAGGACCCUGCAAGAAGGUGAAUGAUUUACAUUGCUGAAAAAUCUCAAAAAGUUGUGAUGACCAAUCAAAGUGUGUUACUGCUGUACCCCCAAAUGUGUGUAUGUAAAUAUAUGUGUAUCUCAACCACCUGGAACUGCAGAUCAUAGUUUGCAUGAUGUUAUAAAGAGGUUACUUGUCCUAAGAGUUUAUUUCAGAUGGGAGCAUCGGUAUUUUGUAUAAAACUGGUCAAAUCUACCAUUCCCCCCUGCCCAUGGAUAUCUCUGUAAUGUAAAAGAAAUGUUGCUACUGAGACAGAAGAAAAAUGGCAUUAAAGGUGUCAGUAUAAUUUC